Grus americana (Whooping crane) is the source of this 1005-nucleotide messenger RNA. Its product is annotated as noggin-like. Gene Ontology annotation, biological process: negative regulation of BMP signaling pathway; negative regulation of cell differentiation; osteoblast differentiation. The transcript has a single exon. The record is from RefSeq and is a predicted model, not a curated record. Lineage: Eukaryota; Metazoa; Chordata; Aves; Gruiformes; Gruidae. Bases 56 to 823 code for a protein of 255 amino acids.
AUGCGGCAGAGCACCAGCCUGCAGCCCGGCACAGCCCGCCGCAGCGCCGCUUGCCAUGGAGGGACCACACCGCGGCUGCUGCCUCCUCCUCCUCCUCCUCUGCCUGCUCCCACCGCUGGGUGCCCUGGGCCCGCCACCACCUCUGGAGGAACCCUGGGAGCCACCGCUGCCACCGUCCGGCACUGCUGACCCUGCCGCCCACCUGCUACGCAGCCGCCCCUCGGCCCCGGUUCGGCCCUACAGCCUCUCGCUCUCCCCUGAGGACUACCACUACUCCCCCAAGCCCCGGCAUCUGCGGCCCGGGCGGCUGCGCCGGCUCCUGGGCUCGGCCUUCGACCCCUUCUGGAUGGCAACCGAGGAGCCCCGGAGCCGUAACGGCAGCGUCCCUGAGGAGAACCUGGAGUCCCUGAGCCGGGACCUGGCAAAGGGUGCUGGGCACUACCGCCGCAAGCUGUGGCGGGAGGCAGAGGGGCUGGAGCUGCCCGCGCUGCUGCCCCCCGUCCCUGGGCUGCCCCCCGAGCUGCCGGGGGUCCUGGCCCGCCGCCUGCGGCAGUGGCUGGUGGAGCAGGCUGCCUGCCGCCUCACCUCCACAUGGGUCGACCUGGGACCUGUCUUCUGGCCCCGCUGGGUGCGCCACACCGCCUGCAAGACCGGCCCCGGUUGCUCCUGGCCCCCCGGCAUGACCUGCCGCCCCGCACAGCUCACCCACAUCAAGCUGCUGGCCUGGCACUGCUGGGCCCCCCAGACCCCCGGCCCCCCGCACUGUGCCUGGCGGCAGAUCCCCUACCCAGUUGUGGCCGCCUGCAAGUGCUCCUGCAGAUGAGGAGGCUGCGGGGGGGGCUGCUCAGAGACCCCCCCCAACUCCUGUUCUUGCAGCCAAAUGGCCUGAAGAAGCAAGUGGCUGUCUGGGGCCAGGGAGCUGGGGGAAUAAUCCUCCAAGCGGAGAAAUAAACAUCCAGAAAGGAAGCAGGGAGUGGCUGCGGGCAUUGCUGUUUCUCGCGAAGC